Amoebophrya sp. A25 is the source of this 6507-nucleotide messenger RNA. NCBI's taxonomy places the organism in Eukaryota, Dinophyceae, Syndiniales, Amoebophryaceae. The record is from the annotation of a GenBank genome assembly.
UGGCUUACCUUUUUUUUGCUCGCAAUGAAUCAACCUUUUUUCCGUUAAGGUUUUCCUUGUUUCUUUUUGUUCUCAGGUGAGAACUUGCUAUUGCUAUUGAUCAUACAACAAAAGAGAGCAUUGACGCGCAUAAAAGGAGCGAUAAUCGGUAUUUUUUCGAGAGGACGCCUCUAAUGAUGAUUUCGGUACGUCAAUCCCAUGUAGUGUAACUACUGUCCACAUUCAAUCUUCGAGGAGACGAAAGCAAUGAGAAGAACAGUUUUUUAGAGCACAGAUAGUAAAUUAGGGAGAGAGAGGUCGCACGAAAAAUAUGUGCGUAGGAGAGGAAAGAUCGAGCGCAAAUUUUUUUUCCUUUUUCUUGCUGAUACAUAGAUUUCCACUCCAUCUCGUGCUAUUUAUUGAAUAUUCAUUUAUCCUCCUCUACAGAGCAGGGCUCCUCGGACGGAAUCAGUUGGUGUGAUUACCAAGUGUUCUGCUACGACCUAUCGCGUUCGCGACAAAUUAAUUAUCGUGUCUACUUCUUGUUCUUGUACUAGUAAGUUUUCGCUUCACCAGUCAGAUUCUUGUUCGUCAAAUAACGUCUAGUCAUAAAUAUUCUGAAAGGAAAGUAAAAGAAAAUGUCGGGGAUGAUCGAAUUUCUGGAGAGGGUUCCGAUUUUUCGGACUCUCCAGAAGGAGGAUCUUGGAGUUAUUGCCCAGGGAAUGAAGCGUGUAUCGUUCAAGAGGGGAGAAACAGUUUUCGCGCAGGGUGAUUUGGGUGAUGCCUUCUACAUCGUCGCUGUUGGCCAAGCAAACGUUCUCGUGCGCCCAAGCAGCUUUAUCAAGGUUAGAGCAUUAUCAAUCAUGUUGUUGUUGAUGUACUAUAAUGUUGAGGGAGCUGAAGAUCAUGGUGAUGGUAGGUUUGCAAUUGUUCCUAGGAUAUUAACCAUACAAUCACAAGCACAACCUUCCUGUCUGUAGCUGCAGCUGUGCGACAUGAUUAGAAGUAUAUACUUUGAUGUUAACAAGUUUCUCAUACUUCUUCCCUCCUCCCAAUGUUGAUCCGAAAUAAAAACAAGGUUGGCGAUUAUGUGGAGCUGUUGACGGAUUUGACGUUCGCGGGUAAGAUCGUACCGAAAUCCACAUGCGCUAGAGUUGACAAGUACGACGCAAGCCGCGACUAUCCCUACACGGUCCGCGUUCAGGAUCCUAAAUAUGGUGGGCAGCGUGGUCGUGUUCUGCCGGAUGAGAUCGAUCUCAAAGAAGGCAAGCCGGAGCUUUCUCACGUCGCGAACCUCAAGCCGGGUAUAGAAUACGUCGAUCUUGGAGUUCAGUGUAGUUGGAGAUCAAGUAAAUGUCGCUUGCAAUCGUAAUUGUUAGCUACUGUAGCUACAGUUUCUUCCUGUUGGACAACCUCUAGUUCCUGAAUCAAGCCCUUGGUAUAUAGUCGUAUGAUUACCACGACAAGCAUUAAGACGACGGCCUUGUUCAUCAAUCUUUCUUUCUACCUCCCCUUUUUGCGACCAACACCAAAGGUGACUACUUUGGAGAACAGAGUCUGCUGAAGGGUAAACCUCGUAACGCGACUAUCAAGGCAGGAGAAGACUUGGAAUGCGGCAUGAUCGAUGCUGACCUCUUCAAGACUUUGGAUUUGGGGUCAAAGAUCGCCUUUGCCAAGCGAAAAGCAAUUCAAACAUUCGAUGCGGAAAAGAAGGAGCCGGGAGGUGAUACCACCAAGAGUGAAUCGGAGAUGAAGUUGAUAUUGGUAAGUCCUAGUUACUAAGGAUUAUCAGGUAACACUAACAGUAUCCAAACCAAGGUAAUAGCAGAACAUUGUUGAAUCAAUUGCUCAACUGUAGCCUUCUCAGCUGCUAGGCGUGUGUCGAAAUAAUAAGUACCGAAUCUGUAGUAGUCAUGCAAAACCUUGGUUCAACACGCCAGUCCUUUCGUUUGAACAAUGAUGUUUGAUAGCCGAAGAAGUCAAUAAAGAAUGUCAUAGAUAUCAUUUAUAAUGUUAAGCAUCAUACCGUAAGGAUUUAUGCUGGAAGCGGUAAGACUUAAAAGCUUCUCGCCCAUCCGGACAACAAACUUUUUUUCAGGACGCCAUUCUGAACAACAAGAAGUUGACGGAGAUUAUUGAUUUUGAGGAGUCGCACUUGGAGGCAAUGGUGGCAGCUGCGUGGAAGAAACCAUGUGCGCCUGGCGAUGUCGUCAUCACGCAAGGCGAUAUUCAGGCGGAGGAAUUUUACGUAGUGAAGGACGGUGAAUUCGAAGUCACGGUUCAAGGGGGCGCAAGUGAUUCCGUCGAUUCCAAGGCUUGCGCAGCGAAGACGGUUGGUACGCUGCAACCGGGAGCGUCUUUUGGAGAGCUGGCCUUGUUAUAUCAAGCUCCGCGCGCAGCAACCGUCACGUGCAAGCGGCAGGGCACUGUAUUUUUCCUUAUCGCUACUUCAUCUUCUACAUGAUCUAGGUAUUCGUAAUAUUCAUUGUUCUUCCAUCUAGCAUAUUUCUACUCGUACCAAGUCUAACCAGAUUCUACUCGUACCAAGUAGUGCGAGUCACUGUUUAGUAAUAACAGGGAUCAUGAUGAGGUGGAUCAGAUUCCUCUAGAUAGUCAGCAGAAGUGUUUUAUUCGCUUGUAGUGGGCUCGUGAAUCCUAACGAAAAAAUCUUUAUCACAUUCACAAUUUAUUACGAUUACAGCUGUUUGUGAUUGACCGGUACACGUUCAAAGAAGUCUUGCGCCGAGCCAACGUUGACCGCAUUCAAGGCUUCUUGAAGAUUAUCGAUAGCAUCCGCCUCUUCGACUGUAUGCUGGCAGAUGAGAAGGAAGCGGUCGCAAAUGCACUGGUGGAAACGAACUUUAUUCUCGGCGAAACGAUCAUUAGGGAAGGUACGCAAAUGAAAAACUAAACUCGCUGAAAUUUCUUUACCUUGAUGAGCGUCUUCAUCUUUUCGUCCUCUCAACUAUUUCCGUCUUUCACUUUUAGCGUCUUUAUGUCGUACCCCUUCUAUAUCUUCUACUUUUAGGUGAUGUCGGCAAUGCGUUUUACAUUCUGAAGAAGGGAACAAUUGCCUUCACGAAAAGGGAUAUUCACGACGGCGAAGAGAAGGUCAUUUCCUACAUGGACGCAUCCAAACCGGAAAAGGUACAUCAAUUUCCUUGGAGCGUUUUUGAAGGAAUGAAUCCUUAUUCACAACUACAUGAGUGAUCUGCAACAAGAAAAAAGUAAGCUGAUACUUGUUGUGUUUCCUAUGUCUUGCCUGCCUCUGCUUGUCUACCUCUCCAAUCUAUAGUUUGUUGUAUGACAUUCCGCAGGGUUGCUUUUUCGGAGAGCGAAGUUUGUUGAAGCAGGAGACAAGAGCAGCUACCGCGCGCGUGACUUCGUCUGAGGCUGUUGCUUUGGCUCUUUCCAAGGAUCGCUUUGAGGAAAUGCUUGGAUCUCUGGCGGACAUGAUCAAAGAGAAAGAAGGCAGCAACAACCGCAAGAGCAAAGUUGUUUAUGAAAAUUGCACUAAUUAUGUCAAUGUUCUUCAUUUAAUAUCAUCGAAUGUUGACUGACAAGCAGAUCCAAAUAAUCUGUUGCUCGCAGGAGUAAUCUACCAUUGGCUCACAAACACAGGAGAUACAAGCAAAUCUUGUCACAGGAAUCCACCAUUGUUACGCUGACACCCCGUUCAUGAUAGAAAGGAGCACAAGCCGCGUGAUAUGACCAGUAUCCGCCAUGAAGACCUAAAAACGAUCGCGUUACUCGGAUGCGGAGGAUUCGGUGCUGUUACUCUUGAACAGGACAAAAAUUCGAACAAGACCUACGCUCUCAAGCGCCUCAGCAAGGGUACUUCUAGUGCGUGGUAAAGAUGAAGAGAACAAAAUACUAUAUCUGAAGCUGGGAUUUUCAACCUUGAAAGCAUAAGUAGCAUAAUCAUCAACAUCUUGUGGAUAAUACUGACUUUAUUCUUAGUUGCAGAGGUGAUUUUGUUCUGCAUGUGGUAGUUAUGUUCCCUGUGUGCUUUAAGUUAAAAUAAUCCUUCUACCCUUCCUCAUCCUCGUUGCUACAUCUUCAACAGGCUUUAUCCUGAAGACGAAGAUGCAACAGGGAGUGCUCCGCGAGAAGCACAUUCUGGCCUUGUGCGACUCUGACUUCGUUAUCAAGCUUCACGCAACGUUCAAGGAUGCGCAGUAUCUGUACUUUGUAUUGGAGCCCGCGCUUGGAGGUGAGCUCUAUGCGACGUAUCACAAGUACCGAUUUCACGGCGAUGUAAAGAAAGCCCGUUACUAUUCAGCGACGGUGGUUUUCUGCUUCGAGCACCUGCACUCGAUGAACAUUUUGUACCGAGAUUUGAAGCCAGAGAAUCUGCUUCUCGACGAUAAGGGAAACUGCAAGAUGACGGAUAUGGGUCUCGCAAAGGUGCUCUUCAUUUUUUUUCACUCUACUUAUCGUGCAUGUUUUUGUUGUUUGCGCUCUUCAACAAAUGUUGGUGUCCCCGUGAUCUUGUUUUGUUGAUGACCACGACAUGACCACGACAGGUAGUAACCGGAAAGACCUACACGACAUGUGGGACCCCGGAUUAUUUCGCGCCGGAGGUUAUUCAGCAAACAGGUAUGGGCCGUGGUGUCGAUUGGUGGACUCUUGGUGUGCUCACUCACGAACUGCUCUGCGGUCACGCUCCGUUUGAAGCGAAUGACCCGAUGGAAACCUAUCAGAAAAUUUUAUGAGAAAGAUUUUUGCAAAAAAGAACUUGGUCGAGUGAGUGUAGAUACCUAAAAGUAGAUCAAGAGAUCCUGUCUCCUACUCGUACAAGAUCCUUAGAUGGAAAAUAUGAGUGUAUCACCAGAUUAUCAAGAUGACUCAGAUUUUUCUAGCGCAUGUCACGAGAAUAAACCAGAUUUGAAUAGUCUGAUGAUCAAGAUUACACACAGAGUACUUUCUAAGGUUCGUUCGCGGAGUGAACCGUGUGCGGUUUUCGUACAAGGACGCUGAUGCGAUUGACCUAGUAAAGAACAUGCUGAAGCAUCAGGCCAGUGAGCGCUUACCGAUGCGCGUCGGCGGAACGAAGAAUGUCAAGGGCCACGUAUGGUACCGCGACUUCGAUUGGGACACCCUUUUUGCACGCAACAUGACGCCACCGUUCAAGCCUACAGUGCGCUCAGUUACCGAUACUUCCAACUUUCGCGCCAACGAGUCGGAGAUGCCACCAAACGUACCGUAUAAGGAUGACGGCUCCGGCUGGGAUAACGAUUUCUAGAAGAACGGCUUCCUUGUAGGGCGUGCACGCCGACCUCCACAUACGCUGUUAUGAUAUAUCCAAGUUGCACUUGCACUUGCAAUUAAUUUGAGGAGAACCAGACGCCCUUUGAAUUUGAUCUAUAAUCUUGAAUAACCAUUAUUAUAUGCGAGCAGUCUUAUUUUAUUUCUGGUAGUUACCAGAAGCGUUAUACAACGUUGCUCUGCAUGGGUCCUUGAUUCAACGUCCUCAAAAUAUUUCAUGAGACUAGCACCACAUGGAUGCGCAUGGUAGAGACAGAUGAUUUCAUAUUUUAGUUUUGGCAUUCUCAUUGAACAGCCCACUAGGUAGAUAUCCACUGUGACUGAAUACCCAUAUUUACGGGAACAAGUCAUUUCAUUUUUACCAAAGAAAUCUGAGAGUCAGGCUCAUCUAGUUUCAAAAGAUGGUCGAUCGAUAUUAAUGCACUAGGUAUUUCUAGAUUCAUAGACUUGUGUUAGAUGUUAUUUUUAGUCAGUCUUUUUUGUUGGUACAAAGAUAUACAGAUUGUUCUUAGGUUCUUCGCUAAUUUCUACUUCAUCCUCUGCAGGUUAAAUUUUGUUUUUCAAACUUCAGUAAAAGUUUUACGUCACAGCAGAACCACCAGCAGUAGUUUUAGCAUAUUUUUUGUUUACCACGAGUUUGGGUGUAGUAAUGGAACGCCAAGACCACAACGCUCGCCGCGAAAGCGAUCGCAGUGUCCGAUGAAUACGCAUAUAUAAAUUGGAUAGACACGCGUUUGCGCCCGCUGCAGUUCUUGUGCGGGAUAUCGAUUAUUUUUGAUUCUUCGAUAGUCUAUUCCCAUAGUUGUAAAAGACAAGGAAAAUAUAGAUAAGUAUCACAUUAUUUGCAUAGCUCUUGCAGGGAAGCGCCUUAAAUAAAGUAGAACAAGUCCCUCGGUUUUCCGAAAUAGUUCCUCUGAGGUAGAAGUUUUAGUUAGUUGUUCGUGCGACUGUGAGGAGGACUUCUGCGAUGCGGCAGAGAAGAUGCGCAAAUUGAGCGAGAGCACGUAGUACGUGUACGUAGCUAGUAGAAGAUGAGACAAGAAUUUCCAUAUUGUGCGAUCUUCAUGACGUCGUGGUUUCAUAUGGUAGAUUUGAUAUAUUCUGCAACAUAUAUAUUAGUAAUAUGGGCAUGGGGUAAUACGAAAAAGAUUAGCAGAUAGGUUAGAUUGAUUCGUAUGCAUGUUCUUAUGUGAAGUGAAAAGUGCAAAGCGUGUUAGAAAUAGAGGAAUCACCUCAACGAGUCUUAGGGUGGAUUGAUUC